AUGGGUCACCAACAGCUCUACUGGAGCCAACCGAGAAAAUUCAGUCAAGGUCCUUGCUCUUGCUGCAUCUGCUCAAACCUGCAUAGUCCGAUCCAGAAAUACAGCCUCAGUAUGUGCCGCCAGUGCUUCCACCAGUAUGCGAAGGAUACUGUCUUCAUUAAGUUGGACUAA
Phacochoerus africanus (Common warthog) is the source of this 171-nucleotide messenger RNA. RefSeq names its product 40S ribosomal protein S29-like. The record is from RefSeq and is a predicted model, not a curated record. The coding region runs from base 1 to 171 and encodes 56 amino acids. Gene Ontology annotation, cellular component: cytosolic small ribosomal subunit. NCBI's taxonomy places the organism in Eukaryota, Metazoa, Chordata, Mammalia, Artiodactyla, Suidae. The transcript has a single exon. Gene Ontology annotation, molecular function: structural constituent of ribosome; zinc ion binding.